This is a messenger RNA of Cetraspora pellucida, 501 nucleotides long. Lineage: Eukaryota; Fungi; Glomeromycota; Glomeromycetes; Diversisporales; Gigasporaceae. The record is from the annotation of a GenBank genome assembly.
AUGUUUUGUAGAAUUGAUUUACAACAAGAAAAAUGUAAUUGUGACUUGUCUAAUAUGCCAAAUAGAGGCAACCGAACAGAUACUGUAAAAUAUGCAUUUACAAAAAUCUUCAAUCCGAAUUGGAUUAAAGAAAAAGUAGACUUUGUUCAAGAAAAAAUAGAAUAUUAUAAUUACUCAUUAAGUUCAAAAGAGUAUUUUAAUUUUACUUUGUAUGCUCGCUGCAAUAGUAAUUUGUUAAGAUUGUCCUCAAAAGCAAAAAAGACCAAAGAAAGUACUAUAACUGAUUUAGAAAUGAAUACAUAUAAUUUUACCAUUCUAAUCAACGAAACUUCUGAACCAGAAGAUAAAUAUUAUUGGAGAUCUAAUAAAAAAGGUUAUAGUAAAAAGGAACUUGAGAACUAUACUGAUAAUGAAUUUCUAUCUGAUGAUGAAAUUGAAAUUGAAUAUACUUAUGGGAUUUUUAUAAAGUUAGAGAAUGGAAUGUCUCUUCUAGCAAAAUAG